Molecule: messenger RNA, 1914 nt
Organism: Akanthomyces muscarius
Lineage: Eukaryota; Fungi; Ascomycota; Sordariomycetes; Hypocreales; Cordycipitaceae
Exons: 1
Coding region: 1-1914 (637 amino acids)
Source: RefSeq, a predicted model, not a curated record
AUGGACAGCAUCGACGACUCGCCGCUGUCACUGGCCGUGGUACGCUUCGCCGACUACGCGGACCGAUUCCUCCAAAACUGGCCCGGGUCAAUACUCCUCUCUGCCAGCUUCGCCUUGUACUACUCCCUGUUCGGCGGCCGCGGCGACGUCAUCCUCAUUGCUGCCGCCGCAGCGCUCGCAUCGCCCAGCGCGCUUUGGCAGCUGCUCGCCCGCCAUGCACAGUCCAUUCUCGGCGCCGUCCUGAUUGCGGCAGGCAGCGCCAUCUCCAUACGAUUCAUGAUUCUCACGGCCCCUCGCAUCUUUCAUGGUACCUCGGCAGGGUGGACAGAGUCUGCAGGCAGCUUCUUCAUCCCCAGCCGCACCACGCAUUCGCGCUUCUUCCCCAAGAAGCAUUCUUUUGCCUAUUCCUAUCUCACCGUCGGUGUUCCCGUUGCCUUGCGGACACAUGUCAAUGGAAUUCUCUCUGUUGAUCCGUCCGCGCCAAGGGCCGCCCGAGGCUGGUGGGCGUCGCUCUCGUCGCCGCUCUAUGAGGUGGACAGUGCCAACUACUUGGCCCGCGGUAUGGCCAAGGGUGGUCUGCGGGAGAAGCUCAAUCAGUUUCUCUCCAGUCAGCUAGUAGACCCCAGCGAGUAUCCUCAUGCGUUCCUGGUCACGGCACCCAAAUUCCUUGGAUACAGCUUCAAUCCCGUUUCGUUUUGGUAUCUCUACUCGGCCGACAAAGUCCUGUCCGCAAUUAUUCUCGAGGUCAACAACACGUUUGAUGAACGGCGGCCAUAUCUCGUCUUUCGUAAUUUCGACCAAGAUUCGAAACACAUCCAACCAUCCAAUCCAACUCCUUCUACCCAGAAAAGCGUCCCCAAAAUUUCGGCGUCGUUUGAAAAGGACUUUCAUGUAUCGCCAUUCAACUCCCGCAAAGGAUCCUACUCCGUACUUGCACAAGACCCUCUUGGCCCUGACAUGGCAUCUUUCCGUGGCCUAGACGUCACCAUAAACUUGAAGUCGUCCAAGGGGCACCCAAAGCUGGUUGCCCGUCUCGCCAACCAAGAUGACGCCAUCGACGUAGCAAAUAUGACCGCCGUCCGCAAGAUCCUCUUCGUGUGCCAAUGGUUCUGGAUCGGCUUCGCUACCUUUCCCCGCAUCGUCAAGGAGGCCGCCGCGCUUUUCUUCCGCCGCAGUCUGCACGUCUGGUACCGCCCCGAGCCGCUCCCGCAGAGCCUCGGCCGCCACGCCACGCCCAUAGAGCGCCAUCUCGAGGCCGUCUUCCGGGACUACCUGCGCCACCGCGUCGAGCAGUCGCCCAAGGCCAUCCGCGUCCGCUACGUGGCCAGCGGCAUCGGUGUCGCGGACCCAGCCACGGCAGACGUCUUUGCCUCGAAGACGGCCGCGGCGGCAUCCGCCUGCGACGUCGAGGUGCGCGUGCUGACUCCCGUCUUCUACGCCCGCUUCGUCCACUACGCGCACGACUUCGAGGGCCUCUUCAACGAGCUGGCCGAAAGUCGCACAGUAGCCGUCGAUAAGCCCGACAUGCUGCCGCACAUUUUCCUGAAAAAGGGCGCGCCGCCGUUCCACGCGUCCAGCCUCACCGAGUACCUCUACUUCAGGUUGAUACAGGCCCUUCGCCGCACACCCGAGGCGAUCCAGCGCCCCUUGACAUCUGCAGAGACGAGCGCGGGAGCGCAGGCCUCGUCGCUCAAGCCGGCGGAUAUUCGCGGCUUUCGCAUCUCGUCCAUGGAUGCGUACGUCCUGGAACACGGCAGCGACAGCGUCAAGAGCAUGUACCGAUCUGCCGUGUCUCGCCUGUUCCUCGCAGAUCGCUUCUUUCUGGGCAGCUUGGAACUCUUGUCUACUUUGGAAUUCAUAUGGCGCGUUGGUGUGGCAUACUUCUUCCUGUUGGCUUUCACAGUUCUUAGCUAG